Molecule: messenger RNA, 3186 nt
Organism: Solanum lycopersicum (tomato)
Lineage: Eukaryota; Viridiplantae; Streptophyta; Magnoliopsida; Solanales; Solanaceae
Product: patatin-like protein 2
Biological process (GO): lipid metabolic process
Molecular function (GO): monoacylglycerol lipase activity; glycerophospholipase activity
Source: RefSeq, a predicted model, not a curated record
GGAUGGUGGAACUCACAUCCAAGACGAUUCAGUUGAAAUUUGUCCAUGAACUCUUCAAAGAUUAGUUUUUUUUUUUUUAUGACAAGCUCUUCAAAGAUUAGUUUAUAUAUCCUAGUUGUAAUAAUCAUCGACAAAAACACGUUACUUUUAACAUUUAUCUCUUCUUUAUUUUUAAAUAAUAAUCAUCAUUAUUUAAGACAAUCUCUCUAUUUAUUAGACUCGUCAUUAGCAUGUGAGAUGAACUAAUUGUUAAGUCUCUAUACAUAGGAGUGUUAUUUUUACGUGAACUUAUCUUUUGGAUAUUCCGAUGGAAAACUCAGCUGCAGUUGGAGUAGCAAUGCCGCCUCCUAACAAAGGGAAGCUAAUAACCAUUCUCUCCAUCGAUGGAGGAGGAAUUAGAGGAAUCAUUCCCGGGGUUAUCCUUGCAUAUCUUGAAUCACAACUUCAGGAAUUGGAUGGUGAAGAUGCAAGAAUCGCGGAUUAUUUUGACUUGAUAGCAGGAACAAGCACGGGCGGCCUUGUAACAGCCAUGUUAGCUGCACCAAACAAAGCUAAACGCCCUCUUUAUGCUGCCAAAGAUAUUACUCCUUUCUAUCUUGAGCACUCCCCCAAAAUCUUUCAUCAGAUUGGUGGACCAUUUGGUGGGGCAAUAAAUCUAACAAAAAUGUUGAACAGACCAAAAUAUGAUGGGAAGUAUCUUCACACACUUAUAAAGGGACUCCUAGGAGGUACCAGGUUGCAUGAUACCUUAACUGCCGUCGUAAUCCCAACUUUUGACAUCAAGGAACUUCAGCCUGUCAUCUUCAGCUCAUAUGAGACAAAAUCAAAACCUGUUUUGGAUGCGGAACUGGCGGACAUUUGCAUUAGUACCUCGGCAGCGCCAACAUUUCUACCUGCCCAUAAUUUCAAGACCAAGGAUGCUCAAAAUAAUGAAAAUGAAUUCAACCUAAUUGAUGGUGGUGUGGCUGCUAAUAACCCGACAUUGAUCGCAAUUGGUGAGGUGACAAAGCAAGUACUGAUGAAGCAUGAAGACUUAUUUCCUAUCAAGCCCUUGGAUUAUGGUCGUUUUCUAGUGAUCUCACUGGGGACAGGCAAUGCAAAGAACGAGGGAAAAUACAAUGCUAAAAUGGCUUCGAAAUGGGGAUUACUUAGCUGGCUAACUCAUGACAACUCCACACCAAUCAUUGAAGCAUUUAAUCAAGCAAGCGCUGAUAUGGUUGAUUUUCACAACUUUGUGGUUUUUAAAGCUCUUCAAUCGGAUGAUCAAUACCUCCGAAUCCAGGAUGACACUUUGACAGGGAACUUGGCCUCAGUUGAUAUAGCGACAAAGGAAAACUUACAAGGCCUCGUUAAGGUAGGAGAGAAGUUGCUGGACAAACCAACUUCCAAGAUAAACUUAGACAAAGGAGUUUAUGAAGCAGUUGAGAACGGAGGAACCAACAAGGAAGCUCUUCGAAGGUUCGCAAAGAUACUUUCAGAUGAGAGAAAGUUCCGCCAGUCCAAUGCCGGCCAGUAGCCGGUUGGUCUAAAUGGAAUUGUAUUGUCAUCCAUUUCUGUGUAUUAUUUGUUUCAGUUAAAUAAUUUUCUACUUAGCUAUUUCUUUUUAUGAUUUCAUAGUACUUUCACAUAUAUAUAUAUAAAGUCGAUCCACUUGGGAGACUCCAAAAACAAAGUUAACAAAUAUAGACACAAACUGCAAAAAGCACUGCAUCUGUAAACACGUUAUAAACUGAAGUAAUCUCUAAAAAUUGUAAUAGAAAUUAGAUUCUUAAGUGAGUAAUUUCACAUAAUUAAGUACCUGGGUAAUUCACUCCAUACAAAACAAAGUAUAAAGUAAAAUCAAAUAUAAAGUUGCAAACAUAAAAAUGAUAAGGUAGCUGUUUGUGGUGUACCCCUAUAUUUGAAAAAUACAAAAAGAGAACUUUUAACUGAAAUCUAGUUGCUGCUGCUUCAGAAAUUCGGGUCUGAAGUUGGGCUCGGGCGAAUGGGCCUAGAACGUCGUCAUAUGCUUUGGCAUGUCACCGCCCAGAAGAGAAAUUAUGAGCUGGGGCAUCAGCUAUUUAACAUACAAAAUUGAGAUACUAUCACCCAAUCAUCCUAUUUUAACUAACACAGAUGAACAAGGUCAUGCAGUAAAUAACAUCAGCAGACAAUGUCCCAAGUUGUGGAAUCAAUCCUCCCUUGCAUAAUAAGCUUUCUAAGAUUUUCAGACAAGUGCUUCAGUAAAAAUCAUUUCGAUUUUUUUUAUCAGAAAUCCUUGCUCCUGCAAUCUUGACAACAGGGUGAUCCUUUGGUUGGAUAAGCUUCAAAGCUAGAUGAACCCUCAGAUCACCCAUUAACUACUUUUGGUUAACAUCCACAAUUCACUUAAGUCUACAUCAAUGUAGGGAGGGAUGACAUCCGCUGGGCAUAGAAACUUUACCGUUCUCUUGAUGAUAUUCAAAUAUAACCCUACCAAAUUGGUUAACCGAUAAUUAUUAGAAAUAUAACAACAUACCCGCUUGAAGUCCAACUAAGUGAGGUCUAGGGAGGGCCGAUGAUUAUUAAAAAAAUUUUAAAAAAUAAAUAAAGAAAAACAAAAGCGCAAGCAAAUAGGAAAUGGAUAUCAUCUCACAUGUUAUCCGUGUUUCCUUUCAUCAUUUUAUCCUUCAGCAAGGAUUCUUUCUUCUGAAAUUGACCAUCAAUUCUAAGAGAAGCAUUAAUUAUGAAGCUCACUAAGUCAUAAGAUACAGAUUUCAUAUAUUAGCUGAAAGAAUAGACAACGUACCCCACAAACAGAUCGUGGGCUCAUGUUUUUAAGCAUUAUUAAAAGAGGAAUUUAUUGAAUUGGGCUAACCCUAUUUGAAACUAAAGAGCAGCCCGGUGCACUAAGCUCUAGAUAUUGCAUAGGUGCGGGAUGGCCGGACCACAAGAGUCUAUUGUAGGCAGUGUUACUGGCAUCUAUUUGAAUAAAAAGGAAGCAUAAUAGUAAUUAGGUUUACUCUUUACGCCCUAUCCUCUACUUUUAGUUGCUCAAAUCUUUGUAUUUACCUUUUUUGAUCAAAUGGCAGAGGUAAGUUAGACUAUCUGGGUUUUAGUCAUACAUCUGAGGUAUAAUGACCUCAGCAGCUGUUAUAAACUAUCCAAUAUGAACCUCUACUAUGUAAGGUGGACAAAUUUGACUGUUAUCAUUCUCAAAAAAAAAAA